AUGAGCAACUUGCCUUGUUUGCGGCCAAAUAGGCUCAGUGGAAUGAGAAAGGAAAAGGAGUGGGCGGCGGCAGGGGGAAGGGGUCAGUCGGACAAGAUGAGCCACAGGAAAUUGGACCCGGUCCUGAGUGGCGUAUGUGACAACGGUUGCGCCGACCUGAGGGAGAAGCCGAGGUCGGUGCCGCCGCACAGGGACGAGCACGAGACGGAUAACGGGAGCGGGCGGAAACGCCGGCACCGCGAGUACGACGACGGCGAGUGCGACGACGGCGAGUGCGAGAGCGGCGAAGACGGCGCCGACCUCCGGGAGCUGGAAGCCCCGCAGGUGAAGAGCGGCGUCCUGCGGAGGAGCAUCUUCACGCCGGAGGAGUGCAACUUCAUCGAGGAGAGGAUUGACCAGGUGGUGCCCAGGGCGGAGGCCGGACAAUGCCGGGAGCGCGCCGUGGACCGGGCGCCCCUGCGCGGCGGGUGCUUCUUCGGGGGGGACUGCACGUACGGCGCCCAGCUGGAGAAGCGCGGGCCGCAAGGACUAAUGAUGAUCAAACAACAGACAUACCUAAUGAACAAGACAGCUCAUUUCAGCUCAAGGAGGUUAGUCAGACAACUGUCCUAAAUGUCAUACAUGACCUAAACACCACAUACUCAAAGGAUAUUUAUAACCUAGACACAGCUUUUCUUAAAAAAUAUAGCGGCAUCCUUAUACAGCCUCUUACCCAUCUUAUUAAUAUUUCCAUUAAAACUGGGCAAUUCCCAGAUGGAUGGAAAACUGCACAGGUAAUACCACUUUUAAAAUCUGGUGAUGCUGGAAUGACAUCUAACUAUAGACCUAUCAGCCUUCUUCCAGUUUUAUCUAAAGUCCUGGAGAAGAUUGUUUCGGAACAACUAAUGCACCACCUUGAGACAAAUCACUAUUUGACUCCCCUACAAUUCGGAUUCAGACAUAACCAUUCUACAGAAUCUGCCACUUGUUUUUUAACUGAAAGGAUCAAACAUUCUCUUGACAAAGGACAGGUGGUCGGUGCAGUAUUUCUAGACUUAAAAAAAGCAUUUGAUACAGUCAAUCAUGACAUUUUAAUUUCAAAACUAACUAAAUUCAAUUUAUCCAAACAGUCAUUGUCCUGGUUUGAGUCAUAUCUAAAGGGCCGUGAACAAUGUGUCACCAUUAAUAAUGUGAGAUCUUCCUUCCGCAAAAUAGAAACAGGGAUACCUCAGGGUAGUGUCUUGGGACCUAUACUAUUCAGUCUAUACAUCAAUGACCUACCAGAUGUAUGCACAGAUAUAGAUUUACAGAUGUAUGCGGAUGACACAGUGGUAUAUACAUCAGGUAAGACCUGUACUCUAGUUGCUGAGAAGUUAAAUGCUCAAUUAGACAAAAUAGCAUCUUGGCUGGAGUCAUCCUGUUUAACCCUAAACACUAAAAAGACUAACUCUGUCUGCUUCUCCAUAAAAAAGCUACCUCAAACAAACCUGAAUAUAAAAAUUAAUGAGGAGGUCAUUGAACAAGUACCUGAAGUCAAAUAUUUGGGCAUAAUCAUAGACUAUCAGCUGAAUUUUAAAAGUCACAUUAAGAAAAUGUGUAAAACCCUGAAGGCAAACCUAGGCUGUUUUAAGAUUAUAAGACACUGCUUAACUCUUAGCUGUGCUUUUACUUUUAUGAAUGCAAUGAUUCUGUCACACAUAUCUUAUGGCUUAACCACAUGGUCCCAGGCACACCAGUCAUCAAUCAAGACCAUUGAGUGUCUUUAUAACCGCACCUUGAAAGUUCUAGACAAGAAGAGUAUACGAUAUCAUCAUUGCCAAAUUUUAACCAAAUACAAUAUUUUAAGUUUUACCAAUUUUAUUUUGUUACACACAGUCAAACUGGUUUUUAAAUGCUUGCAUAACUCUGCUCCCCAAUUGCUCUGCAAGGCAAUUACAAGACUGCAAAGUGGUACCAGAUCUACCACCCGAGCAGUGUCAAAAGGCAACUGUUGUGUUCCAUUCCGUAGAACAUCUUUUGCCCAGACUGCCUUUUCAAUAAAAGGACCACAACUAUGGAACUCUUUACCGGACACUUUGAAAAGUAUACCUGCACUUGUCACUUUCAAAAAACAAACAAAAUUAUGGCUAGUUGAGCAACAAUCGUGUUCCCAUGUUUAGUUUUUACUCAUUUUUACUAAUUGGUUUUUAUCUAGUCUGCACUUUGUCUGUGUUAUUAUUAUUAUUAUUGGCUUUUAUCUAGUUUGCACUUUGUCUGUGUUAUUACUAUUAUCAUUAUUAUCAACUCACUCUAUUUUUUAUUUCCUAUUUUAAUGAUGUUGGAUCUGUGUUGUUGUUGUUGUUGUUGUUGUUGUUGGGGACAAGUGUUGUAAAUUAGCUUUGGCUACAAACACUGUGAUGCAUGCAUCGGAU
This is a messenger RNA of Entelurus aequoreus (snake pipefish), 2390 nucleotides long. Its product is annotated as RNA demethylase ALKBH5-like. NCBI's taxonomy places the organism in Eukaryota, Metazoa, Chordata, Actinopteri, Syngnathiformes, Syngnathidae. The transcript has 3 exons. Bases 1 to 612 code for a protein of 203 amino acids. The record is from RefSeq and is a predicted model, not a curated record.